Messenger RNA from Porites evermanni, 2639 nucleotides. The record is from the annotation of a GenBank genome assembly. NCBI's taxonomy places the organism in Eukaryota, Metazoa, Cnidaria, Anthozoa, Scleractinia, Poritidae.
CUUCAAGCGUACGCGACAAGACCGAAAGGCGGUAUGGGUAAAUUAGAAUUAAUUUUAGGCUUCCGUGGUUGUCGGCGCGAGAUGGACAUGGAGGCUGAGAAUACAAUUAGUAUUGCCUUGCGCGUCUUAACAAAGAGCAACAAGAACAGAUAUGAUUCCUAUGGCUUAAAAGCGGUUCCUCUUUUUGAAACUGUUAAAGGACUAAAAGAAUACCUUGUUCAGAGAAGCGGAGAGGAACUUAAACCAGCCACGACUGGCGAAGAUUCUACGCUUGGUUACUUCGGUGAAGGAAACAAGAAAUUUACGAUCAAGUCAGAACUUCAACUGGCCGAGGCUUUAUCAUUGGUAAAACGGGGGAUGGUUACGUUGUGGGCGGACCCACAUUUACUUAAACCUGGAAAACCACAGGGCCACAGUACAGCGUUGGCAAAGAAAAGAAAAGGUAUGUUACAGCGCGCACUGUAAAUUUUUUACUCUAAUUGUAUUUAAUUCUUCUCGAGCUUGUUUCCUUUUUUUUUUCACUGGAUUCAAGUAAUAUUUUUUUUGUCUAGCGUCUUCCGUUCCUGACAACACCGAGGAAGACGAGAAUAGUUAUGAAGAUCGCCUGUCAAGGCUAAGAGCUAAUCAUAAACUGCCCGAGUUUAAAUUACGGUGCUGGGAUAGAAUGUUGGUGAGCAACUUUGAAUUUCCCGCUUUUGAGUAAUGCAAAACUAAUGGACUUCACCGAUUGCCGUCAUAGUGUUUCCUAAUGUUUUGUUUCAGUCUCAUGGUGCAAAGCUAUACCGUGUGCCCAAAUCAUCUCCUUUAACAUUUUUCUCAAAAUUAUUUGUAAUUUCACAUGAAAAUUUUCCUCAUUAUUUAGUGUACGAACUCCACGUGCCAACUCCUUUUUUUUUAAUUUAUGCAACUCUUGGGGCUUUUACCGCUAUAAAAUUGCGGACCAAAAAUAAAUCUCCUAAUUAAAUAGCUCUUGCAAAUUAACAGUAAGAAAGAGGAAUUCGUUAUAAUGACCCACAGUAUUUCAUAAUAGUGUUUUUGGUGAAAUUUUUAUUUCCCCGACGGAGACCAUACAUGUAUUUUUUUUAAAAUGAAGUCGUGGCGCUCGUUACUAAUUAGUCAGGGAAGGCAUACACUGAAUACAGCUAAUUAAUUUAUUGUUGCAUACUAGGUAAACGGCACACAUGACAGCGAAGAUGAACCUCCGGAUUUGUCAUUUUUCACAGGCAAAUCGAAUAAGAUUAAAGGCCGAGCACCAAAUACAACCGACUGCGAAGCUCGCCACUCAACAGCUGAUGGCGCUGAGAGUAAGGUGAUUACCAUAAGAAGUUUACUAAUUCUGAAGCUGUUAUCAUCUUUUUCAGCAUUUGUUUACUUACGCUCGCUUUUUAUUCUCUCUUCGUAAAUCCGCAUGCGAAGUGCUAUUUUGCAACAACUGAAGGAUUUGAAAUCACUUAAGGUGGCUCCGUAAUUAAUACAAGAGCAUUUAGCUGUGACAAAUUUUCCGUCAUAACGUUUUCGAUUUUAACGCGAUGGCUGCGAAACUUUGCAAAAAACAACAGAUAUCAUUCGGCAAUAAUGCGAAAUAUUCCGAUUUCAUUGAUGGUAAAUAUUUCUUGAGAAAUUAGCGCUUAAAAGGACCCUACGGCUCAAAGAAAAUCGCCUCUAGUAAAAAAAUUUUGCUGAUAUUCUUUACUGAAAUUUCUGGUAUAGGCUUUAAUUGAUAUAAUAAGUAUGGCAGAGGAAUUUCAGAAAAAUCGUUGGAGCAGAAGUCCGUAACUAAAAGUCGCUCAAAAUUCAGCUUUGAAAUUGUUUUGGAAUUUCAAAAUUAAAUUACUAUCAGGAAGAAGGAGACACCAGUUUCAAUUUUCGGGACAAGUAAAUUCAGUCGGUUUCCUAAUUCUGAAAACAGAAGCCUAUUGCCUAUCGUGCUAUUCUUUAAAAGGUACUUUUCAGUUUUAGAAGCACUAUAAAUUGCUCCAAACUUUGCUCUGACGUCGAAUGACUUGUUCCUCGACAUUUUUAAAAUAUCCCUUGGCAGUUUUGGUUCAAACUCCUGCUACAUACAUUUUGAUGUAUUGCAAUGCAUCCUCAACGGCUUUUCCUGCUGUACGUUGUUUCCAAUUCAGGAAAAAGGUAUUGGGAUUGUAAGCUACCUUGUAUCGAAGCUCAGAUAGAACUGUCCAGCACCUUUGUUUAUGACCAGAAAAUGAGCACGAGCGGCAGCUCUGCGAGGAAUUCGCACCUCAGCCAGGGGGGACGAGUGACAAUGAUGCCCAUGUCUGUGAACCGAUCCGUAUUGCAGAGCAAAACAUAAUAAUCAAGAAAAAAAUACCCAUUGAUUGAAGGAAGGAGUAACAAAAAUUUCAGUGUUGUAAAUUUAUUCACGGGCAGUAUUUUGCGAUAAUUUUCUUUUGCACUGUGAUGUUCUUUUUUUGGCAUUAUUGCCGAAUGAUAUCUGUUGUUUUUUGCAAAGUUUCGCAGCCAUCGCGUUAAAAUCGAAAACGUUAUGACGGAAAAUUUGUCACAGCUAAAUGCUCUUGUAUUAAUUACGGAGCCACCUUAAUAACGAUGGUGUCAUUUCAGAUGACGAGUUUGUUGGUCAAAAGGAGAAACUUCUGAGAGAACUCAGUGUUCUUUAA